Malus domestica (apple) is the source of this 2231-nucleotide messenger RNA. The record is from RefSeq and is a predicted model, not a curated record. Lineage: Eukaryota; Viridiplantae; Streptophyta; Magnoliopsida; Rosales; Rosaceae.
CAUUUUCCCCUCUUUUCAAAUUUACUUCUUCCCUCUCUCUCUCUGCGCUCAUCAAUGGCGGAGGCAAUGAGUCCAAAACCGCCAGCAGAGCCGAGGAGUACGGCGUCGACGGCGAGCCGUCCCCAAUCGCCUACCAGUCCGCUUUUCGUUUUGGGCUCCAACGACGACCAGCUCGAACGUGCACAGGCACGCGUGGCACGCGCCGCCGCUAUUCGUCGCAAGGCGGCUACAGUUUCCGCUCAUUCUUCUCUGCCGGACGAUCGUUGUCUCAGCAGAGAACAGAUUAUAAAACUCUUUCAAGAAUGUAUCAAAGUCGCCAGCGAAAAUAAAAUAACCCAGAAGAACACGUGGGAGCUUAAGCUUAUCGAUCAUCUUAGCGACAUUAUUAAGGUUGGAACAGAAAAUGGCGCGGAGACUAAUUUUCAAAAGGCAAGUUGCACACUGGAAGCCGGGUUGAAAAUCUACUCGGCGAGGGUGGAUUCAUUGCACGCUGAGGCAUAUAAGGUCCUAAGUGGGAUGAAUCGAGCUCGUCUUGAAGAUGAACAAGUAACUACGACGGAGGAUGGCCAUGUCAGCAACAAGCAGGGUAGGGAGAAAGAGUCAGAGAGGAAGAUAGAUCCAAUGUCGACAGUGGAAUCCUCCUUUGAAGCUCUUAACAUAAAGAAGUUUGAUGUCACAUUGGUGGCGGAUCCUCUAUAUCAUCAAACGUUUGCACAGUUGGAUGAAGGUGGAGCCAAGGGUCUGCUACUGAAUAACCUUGGAGCAUAUGGAGGAUGCCAGGUGCUUUCUGAUGCGUACGAAGUUCCAGGGAAGUGCAGAUCAUGUUCAUUGCAAAGUACUGCCUUGGAAUUGAUUGAUCUCUCUUUUGCCAAAGAAUCAUCGAUCAUCUCCAGAUUUAAUAUAAGCCAGAAUGCAGAUCUCAAAACGGAUCCCUUCAAUGCUGCGGACUAUUACACAUCGAACAUUGAUCAUAAUGAUAAUAUGGGUGGUGAUCAUGAGAAUAAUAGUUUCGGAGAUCCUUCAUUUCAAAGUCAUCAUGAGGAUAAUAACUCCCAUACAUCAUAUGAAGCGGAUGUGGAUGACAGAUUUGAGAAAGUUUCUAUGUUUUUGUUUCAAGGUUUGAGAUUAAAGGAAAAUUCAUGGGCUGGUCCUCAUCACUGGAAGUAUUGGAGGUCUAAGGGUUCGGAGGAAGCUCCUGCCACUCGAAGCAGACCAGCUACUAAUAUAUCAAAGAACAAAAACUAUAAGGAAGUUGAGCUUGAUUUCACAGCAUCUCUAGACAACGAAAUUCCAAAUAUCUUUGCUGUGCCAAAAAAAUUCAAGUCUUCACUCCUACCUGCAAAUCGAAUACCUGUCAGUAACAGGCUUCCAGAUGACUACCAUUAUAAACCUGAGAAUCUUGUCAAGUUGUUUCUUCUUCCCAAUGUUCUGUGCCUUGGGAAGACAAGACAACAGCAUACAGAUUAUAACUCCUGGAAACAAAGUCACAAGUUUGAUGAAGCACUGCCACCAUGGGACGAUGAGAGUGUGCUUAGUGGCCAAUAUGAUGAUGGAUGUAUUCAUAGCGAUGUAGAAGACUCGGAUACUCUUGUCUCUCCACCUCGUCAGGUAAGCAACAUUGAAGUUCGGUACGACAGAACUUCAAAACAAGUUGAUGUUCAUGCAUUGAAGGAAACUCUGUGGGGUCAUAUGCAAGAAUCUGCCAGAUUUGCUACUGCGAAGGAAUUCAAAGACACCAUAUCCUUCAAGUAUGUCCUGGCUACCUUUCCUGUCAAUUGCCGAGCUGCAGCGGCUCAGGAUAUCACGCCCCAUUUGUGUUUCAUCUGCCUUUUGCAUCUAGCUAAUGACCGCGGGCUAAGCAUAGAUGACUGCCCAACUUUAGAUGACAUGAACAUUCAUCUUCCAUCUCGUCGAAUCUCAGAUGGAGUGGACCAGCCCUCAUCGUAGGCAAAGAUGUAGUGUACAUUUUGAUAUGUGAAUAUUUGAAGCUGGCUUGCCAUCGCCAUAUGCAAGCAACCGGGGCCUUUCGAGCAGUACUGAAAGAAACGUAAGCCUAUUUCAGUCGCCUUGAUUCUCAUGUUUUGCUGCAUGCUGUUGUGUUGAUUUUGAGCACGCCCUGAACUUUCCUAAGCUAAUCCAGCUUCUGUAUAUGCUGUUCAAUGUGUCUUGUGUGAAUUUGAUAUGAAAUAUCAGCUCCUAAUUUGCUUCCUGUGCAAUAAUUUUAUUUGAUU